This is a messenger RNA of Morchella sextelata, 1773 nucleotides long. RefSeq lists its product as uncharacterized. The record is from RefSeq and is a predicted model, not a curated record. NCBI's taxonomy places the organism in Eukaryota, Fungi, Ascomycota, Pezizomycetes, Pezizales, Morchellaceae. The transcript has 5 exons. The coding region runs from base 1 to 1773 and encodes 590 amino acids.
AUGACCCCAGAACUUUGCUGGUCUUAUUGUGCAGAGAAUGACUUUGCGUUAGUCGAGUACCGAUUCGAGUGCUGGUGUGGUAAUGAACCAGAUUUAACGGCCGGGGAGUGGAAUGGCAUGGGAACUGGAUGUAGACUCUCUUGUCCAGGAGACCCUAAGCAGCUGUGUGGAGGAUCGUCAAAGGGUCAAUUAUGGCAGAAAAGUCCAAAUACGAGUACUUGUACCGGUGCAGCUACAGGUACAAUUACAGUUACAUCUAUACCUAGUGGUACCGUCAUAGGUGCGGAUACCUCUAUCAACACAGAAACUGGUACAGGCACCGGUACCGGGAUGAUCUCAGCCACUAGUACAGACGUCUGCAUGGCCUCAACUUCAACAGUGAUUGCCACUACUACAGUCACUAGCUCAAGUAUAAACACCAUUACCGCUAUAGGUACAAGUACCAGAACAGUUACCGUUUCUGUAACUCAAACAGUCACCACAGAAAAAGAAACAAUCACCGAGGGAUCAACUGCAACACCCACCAAAAGCACAACCGAGACCCAGCCAGGGGGUAUAAUAACGGUCACGGUUUCGGUGCCGGGCUCGGGAUUAGGAUUAGGAUUAGGAUUAGGAUUAGGAUUAGGUGGUACUAUAACUCAGACCAUUACUGUACCCACAACCGUGACUACAACUGAGACGAGCACGAUUACCGCAACCGCGCAAACAGUCACUCUGGGACCAACUACAGCUACUACGAUCGUCCCUGCCACUAUUACCACGGCUCAACAAGCCACUACAGUUGUGCCAGUUACUGUAACCAUGACUGAAACCCACACUCAAACUGUCGGUGGUACGGUAACCGAAACGAUUACUGCGCCUUCAACCGCUACCGUGACUGUUACAAUAGCCCAGGAAACCGUUACAAUUGGAUCAAGUACUAUUACCGUUACUCCUAGUGCGACCGCUGUGACUAUUAUAUCAACUAUAAUUGCUACCACCGCCCAAAUAACUGUUACAGUGACUAUCCCUGGGACCGUUACAGCGCCUACCGCCACUGCUACUGUGAUUGACCCUACUGCGCCUGGUACUACCAGUCUUACGAUCAUUGACCCCACGGUCGUGAAUUCUAGUGGAAGUACCGUUAGCCCCACUGCUGUCGAUACUAUAAACCCUACCAUAAUCAACCCCGGCGGCAGUACUGCUAAUCCCACCGAUACUAUCGUCCCCAGCAGUACCAUCGCUCCUACAAUUAUCAGCCCUACCAUUACUUCUGCACCCACAACACUCUCCACGAUAAUAACCACACCAACCACGAGCAUCUCCAUCCCGACCUGUUCCGCAAUCAUUCAAAACCCUAGCUUCGAGAUACAUUACCCCUCGUCCUGGCUUAGUACUUCCUCCCCUAACACCUUAGGCUCAAUCACCAACGAGGUCUCACUGUUCGGCCACUCCAGCUACGUCUUCAGGUUCGAAGCAGUUGCGUCCAUCAAAAGCGUGGUAUCAAUUAGUCAGGUCAUCGUGUUAUGUGCUGGGGUGAAAUAUACAGUGCAGGCCUUCACGCUGAUAUCGUCGUCGGGAUGUAGACUCAGUAUCUCCCUUGGCGGUAUCACUGUUGCGGUCAGCAGCAAUAUUGUUGGAGGCGGGUGGAAGGGGACUAGACAGGUUGCGACGGUGGAUGGGACUGGUGUGCCGGUCAUCUUGAAGGUGUUUGGAACCUGCGAUGGGCUCAGGCUCGGGUAUCUGCCGUCGAAUCUGAUGCUGGACGAUAUCGUGCUUCGCGUAGUCACGUAA